Cyprinodon tularosa is the source of this 3779-nucleotide messenger RNA. It is a transcript of the gene vwa7, whose product is annotated as von Willebrand factor A domain containing 7. The record is from RefSeq and is a predicted model, not a curated record. Lineage: Eukaryota; Metazoa; Chordata; Actinopteri; Cyprinodontiformes; Cyprinodontidae. The coding region runs from base 270 to 3272 and encodes 1000 amino acids. The transcript is spliced from 18 exons.
UAAGAUCUUCUUCCUCGUGACACCAGCUGCACGCAAGAGCCCAAGGACAGAUAAAUGUGAGAUGAUUGUUUUGCAUUUUUUGCACUGAUACUCAGCAAAAGGAUCUUCCUCUUCACAGGUUGCGGUGUUGAUAUAUGCAUCUAGACUUUUUGUGGUUCUUUACUGUCACGUUUCUCCAGAAUAGUUUGCUGUCAGUAGAUCUCUGCAAAACAUCCUCCCUGAACGAAGGUUUGCACUUAGGAUGAAAGCUUCUUCACCACCAGACCAUAAUGUCACCAGAUAGUGGAACAAGCAACAGAAAUCAGAGACAGAAGUUCUGGUCCAUCUUGACGUGUCUUCUGGUCCUGGCAUCACCAUGCAAGGGUUUUUUCCCAGACUUCUGGACGAAUUUAUUGACUCUGUCCUUGAACUCGUACACACACCAGUACAUCACAGAACAGGCCAUCCGCAACGUUACCCUGGAGAUCCUGAGGGAAACCACAAAACAGGAUGGAGCACACGGAGAGAAAGAGAUUCGCCUUGACUGUGCCUUCUGGAGAGCAGUGAGAGAUGUGGUGAUCUCCAACUCCGAAAUGGAUUCUAAGCGUGCUACCAAAUUUGAUCCGGUCUACCACUUUGACUCAGAGCAAGUUGACAGCUCUAUCACGAUGCUUCAGGAGUUUUGGAAUAGGAUAGUUCUCUCGAUACGAGCUGAACAGUAUGAGAGCGCCCGUCACACUUUGGGUCAGCUGUUUCAUUCCAUUCAGGAUUUCUACAGCCAUAGCAACUGGGUGGAAAUGGGCAAAAGAUCAGUUUAUCUGCAUCUCCUACAGCCAGAUGAGCCUGCCUUUCCAGUAGCUAAUGAAGAUACACCUACCUGUCAGGACUGCUUCGCUGCUACCUGCAGAAACAAUCUCUUACCAGCACUGACAAACACCCAGAGGAACGCCACACUGCUCACCACCGGCUACACCAGUGGUUUUCCUUUGAAGCCGAAAGGUAAAUGCAGCCAUGGGGGAAUUUUGGACAGCAGUCAAUAUCAAAGUGCCAAAGGGGGGAUUAACAAAGACACCCCCUCCCUACUCUUCUCCCCUCACCAUUACCUCCAUGUUGAAGCUGCAACUUUGGCCUCCGAAGCUACCAUGAUGGUGCUGAGAGACCUCAAAGACACUGUAGGCCUGAAGGCCUUUCUUAAGCUCUUCAGUAUGAAGCAGGUCCCUGCAUUGGUGUUUGUUAUGGACACCACAGGCAGCAUGUUUGAGGAGAUCACUGCAGCCAAACUUAGGGCUCACUCCAUCAUCCAGAGCCGAGCCGACAGCACUAAGCAGCCAGGCAAAUUUCUGCUUGUGCCCUUCCAUGACCCAAAAUUUGGACCAGUUUUUGAAUCAGACGAUCCAAACCAAUUCAUGGAGCACAUGGAGACACUGGUGGCUCUGGGAGGAGGAGAUGAACCAGAGAUGUGUCUUUCUGCCAUUCAGCUGGCCCUCACUCACAGCCCCCCAAAUUCUGAAAUUUUUGUGUUCACUGAUGCUUCCCCCAAAGAUUCUUACUUGUUUGAUGCAGUGAAGGCGCUCGCCCUUGAGAAAAAAAGCAAGAUAACAUUUCUCCUCACUCAGGAUCAGAGGAGAAGGAGGAGGAAGAGGAGCAGUAAGAUACCUCUGUCACCGGAUCGUUUCUCUCUCUACUCCACCCUGUCUGUACUAUCAGGAGGAAUGGCUGUAUUCACCACCAACUCUGACAUCCACAGCGUCUCCACUAUCGUUGAGGACAACACUGCUGUUGACAAGGUGACCCUCCUCCAUGUAAGAAGCGAUCCAGAGUUAAUGUCUGUGCAUUCCUUCAGAGUUGAUAGCUCAGUGGAAAAUGUCAUCCUCCACAUUACAGGCACCAUGGCGGAGUGCAUCCUCACAAGCCCUGCAGACCAAAGUCAGUCUCUAUUGAGUGAGAAUGGCCGUCUAGCAGAGUUGGCGCACUUCCAGGGAUUGUAUCGUAUCAAACUGUUGCCUCCUGUUCAGGCUGGUCAGUGGAACCUAAAGGCCAAGAGUAAAGAUCACCUAACCUUUAAGGUGAUAGGUGACAGCAGUGUGGACUUCCUGUAUUACUUUGCCACUGUGACUAAUGAUACACACCCUGGUCUGGCCAGGGUUGAGGGUAGCCCUUUGGCAGGUGCUCCGGCCUUUCUGGUGCUCGCUGUAACGGGCCGGGCCUCACCUCAGGAGGAUUCAUUUCACGUGACACUGAUUGGAGCUGAAGGAGAAAGUCUUAAACAGGUGAAACUCAAUCGCUCUUCCUCUUCACCCACCCAUGGCUUGGAGGAGCUAGUGGGCUACGUGGACAGUGUCCCUGCAGUUCCCUUCAGUGUUCGACUUACUGGCCUUGACAGCACAGGGAACAAACUGGAGAGAGUGUCCACAGAGAAGCUUCAAUCCACUCAUGUUCAGAUAGAGAUGGUGCUGACCCCCCAUCUCAUACCGGGUCACCGUACCGUGGUGGAGUUUGACAUUCAUAACCACGGUCCAGCUCAACUUUUUAAUUUGACUGCUGAUGAUGACUGUGGUUAUCUUCUGAUGAGGGGGCCACACAGGUUUUUUAUCAAAGACCAAGGUUCUCUUCGUGAUCAGGUGUCCCUCCUCACUCCUGCAGCAGCUCAGGCAGGAGCAACUGUGACACUCACACUCACUGUGCAUGCUCUGGACUCACUGGAUUCCAACUAUGCAGUCACAUUCUUAACCGUGGUCCCCCUGAAUGCCGACAGGUUUCCACCCUCCUGCUCUGUCACACGCCUACAGUCGGACUGUCCUGCAGAUUGCUCCAAGUCCAGCUGGAGAGUUUCUUUGGUCGUGUCGGAUUAUGUCCAGUCUGGCCUCGCUGCCCUUCAGAUGCAGAAAGGAGAUGGUGUUUUGACGAUUUUCCAUAACCCACCAUCCACAGAGGAAAGCUUCAGAGAGACUCACCCUGACCUAGAUCAUCAACACCACCCAGGAAAGGGCCAUCAUCAGCACCAUCACCACUACAGGGCCAGAUUACAGAGAGGGGACCCCCCUCUGAAUGUGUCUGAGUGGGAAGAGGGUUCAUCAAAGCUGCUGUGGGUCAUGUACACGUCCAGUUGCUGCUCUACUCAGGCAGAGCUGCUGGUGUGGGAUAAAGCUGGGAAUAUGAAGCGGUGUGUUCUCACAUCUGGCCAGAAGAGCGUGCAAAGUGAAACAACCACAGAAACAAGUGGGACUGGACGAACCAAACCUGCAGUGGCCCUCUUAUUGCUGAUGUGCCUGCAAUUGGACCCACUGAUGUAAAAAUGUAUAAUUACAAAUGUUUUGCUGGUCAAACUGAUCCUCAUAGAAGCGUUUAAAGUCUGAAAACAGGAAGUGCACUUAAUGCAAAUGAAAGCUGGUACUGCUUUAAUGUCAAACUAGCUACUUUUAUAUGCACUGGAGCACAAUAUAAUAAUUGAGAAAAUAAGUUAUAAAAAACAAAGAAAUUGUAAAAGUAAGUUAUGGUAAGAUAAGUUCAUGUAUCACUGGAAUGUUCAAUUUGUUUGUGCCUCACAAUAAUGCGGCCAUUUUUGGUAUCUACUUAAUUAUAUUUAGUUACUUUGACCUCAUUUUUCCAUAUCCUGUCCUGAUGACAAAAAAAUUGUGUUGAAAUAACUGAAUAUGAUUAAGUAGAUGCUGAAAACAGUUUAAUCAUUUUUUCGGUUUAAUUAUUAUUUUUUAUUGUUUUUUUAAAGGCUUUUGUAUGAAAAACAUUGUAAAUCAUCCUACAAGUGCUGCAAUAUGUAAUUAUUAAAGAAUUACAAAUUA